AUGGCCAUGGCACGGAUCUUGUGUCUCCUCACUGCGGUGUCGGCGGUAGAGGUGACCAAAGACACCUGGGACGAGAUGACCGCUGGCAAGUCGGUCUUCGUCAAGUUCUUUGCGCCUUGGUGCGGCCAUUGCAAGACCAUGAAGCCAGCUUGGGACAAGCUGAUGGAGGAGUACAAAGGCGACAAGGACAUCCUGGUGGCGGACGUGGACUGCAUCGGCACGGGCAAGAGCAUGUGCGACGAGGUGGGCGUUAAGGGCUUUCCGACCAUCAAGUAUGGGGACCCCCAUGCGAUGGAGGACUACAAGGGCGGCCGGGACUUUGAUGCCCUCAGCAGCUUCACCAAGGAGUCCCUUGGCCCCACCUGCGGCCCCAAGAACAUGGACCUCUGCGAUGAGGAAAAGAAGAAGCUGCUGGAGAAGUUCAUGGCUAUGCCGAUGGGCGACCUGGAGGCCAAGAUCAAGGAGCAGGAGGCUUUGUCCGAGGCCGCAGACCAGGAGCUGCAGGAGCUGCUGAAGAGUCUGCAGGCUCAGUACGAGAAGGCCACGGAGGCCAAGGAGAAGAAGCAGAAGGACAUCAAGGACGCCGGGCUGGGCAUGAUGAAGUCCGUGAAGGCAUGGAUCGGGUCGGUCUGGAAAUUUGGAUGGGAUGGGCGAUAG
Molecule: messenger RNA, 657 nt
Organism: Effrenium voratum
Lineage: Eukaryota; Dinophyceae; Suessiales; Symbiodiniaceae
Source: the annotation of a GenBank genome assembly